Molecule: messenger RNA, 1393 nt
Organism: Radiomyces spectabilis
Lineage: Eukaryota; Fungi; Mucoromycota; Mucoromycetes; Mucorales; Radiomycetaceae
Exons: 7
Coding region: 83-1267 (394 amino acids)
Biological process (GO): nucleotide-sugar metabolic process
Molecular function (GO): dTDP-glucose 4,6-dehydratase activity
Source: RefSeq, a predicted model, not a curated record
CUUGGACAUCAAGCGGUCUUCCUUGUUGUUGGUAUUCUCAUUUUCCCUUUCCUUCCUUAUUUCCCACCUUUCCCUUCCCUUGAUGCCUCCUUCUGUACAUGAUGUCGAAAUGUUACCGCAUAAACGUGUAGCCACCUUGGAAGAAAAACAUGCCAAUUUGGUUAAGACCAUCCCGGAGUUUGACCGGAUUGACAUUGGUCAUCGCAUCCCAGAUUUACCCGCAGAUCUCCAAGAUAUUAAAAGCAUCCUUGUUACUGGCGGUGCCGGUUUCAUUGGAAGCUUUCUUGUCCGAAAAUUAGUCGUUCUUUAUCCUGAAUACCAUAUCUACGUUGUUGACAAGCUCGAUUAUUGCGGAUCUAUCAAUAACCUCAAAAUUCUGAAUGAUUUUCCGAAUUAUACCUUCAUCAAAGGAGAUAUAACCUCAUCCGAUUUCAUGGCGUUUAUAUUGAAAGAGAAAAAGAUCGAUGUCAUAUUUCAUUUAGCAGCACAAACACAUGUCGACAAUUCUUUUGGCGACUCAUUCGAAUUUACCAGAAAUAAUGUGAUGGGGACCCAUGUCAUGUUAGAAGCUGCCAAGGUACAUCGUGUACGACGAUUCAUUCAUGUGAGCACAGACGAAGUCUACGGCGAAGUCGUCAGUCGGCCGGAUUGUGUAGAAAAUACAAUUUUAGCGCCUUCAAAUCCGUACUCAGCAACUAAAGCCGCCGCCGAAUGUCUAGUCAAAGCGUAUCACAUGUCAUUUGGUCUACCUAUCAUGAUCACUCGUUCCAAUAACGUAUACGGACCUUACCAGUAUCCAGAAAAGAUCACUUCCAAGUUCGUCUGCAGUUUAUUACGCGGUGGUAAAUGUUAUAUCCAUGGUGACGGUCAUAAUUCUCGAAAAUAUCUGUAUGCCGCGGAUGUGGCCGAUGCAUUUGAUAUGGUGCUUCACAAGGGCCAAGUGGGAGAAACAUACAAUAUCGGAUCAGCUUUCGAGAUUUCCAAUCUGGAACUUGCUAAACGACUGAUACGAUUAUUUGGUUAUAAAGACGUCGAGAAUCAUCUCGAAUUUGUCCAAGAUCGUGCCUUUAACGAUAUGCGAUACGCUGUCGAUUGUUCGAAACUGGAAAAAUUAGGCUGGGCCCCGCGCACCCGAUUUGAUGAAGGUUUAUUAAGAACAAUUGAAUGGUAUCGUAAUCGAGCGAGCGAAUGGUGGGGCGAUAUUUCCGGAGCACUUGUCCCACAUCCCUUCAAAGCGAUACCGGCUUAUGAUGCAUCAACCGUCUGAAACUUUUAGAGUUUUUUUUUUUGUUUUUUUUUGUUUUUGGAAGCGUAAAGCUGCUUAGAUUUUUCGGAAACAUUAUAGAAAGUUACUUUGGCAAUAAAAGAGAAAAAGUCAUCUAUCAACAUCAAA